This is a messenger RNA of Galeopterus variegatus (Sunda flying lemur), 4133 nucleotides long. RefSeq names its product proprotein convertase subtilisin/kexin type 6 (gene PCSK6). NCBI's taxonomy places the organism in Eukaryota, Metazoa, Chordata, Mammalia, Dermoptera, Cynocephalidae. The coding region runs from base 1 to 2727 and encodes 908 amino acids. The record is from RefSeq and is a predicted model, not a curated record. Gene Ontology annotation, molecular function: serine-type endopeptidase activity. Gene Ontology annotation, cellular component: cell surface; membrane. The transcript has 22 exons. Gene Ontology annotation, biological process: peptide hormone processing.
AUGUUGAACCAGGCUGAUGACCACAUCCCCAUGAGUGACCCUGUCCAAGCCAGGGCCUGCCAGGAGCAGCCUCCCAAGUUGCGGAAGGGUGUACCUGCGGCUGAUACUCCUGUGAUUGGAUACCUGGAAGAUUACUACCAUUUUUAUCAUAGCAAAACCUUUAAAAGAUCAACAUUGAGUAGUAGAGGCCCUCACACCUUCCUCAGAAUGGACCCCCAGGUGAAAUGGCUCCAGCAGCAGGAAGUGAAGCGCAGGGUGAAGAGGCAGGUGUGGCGCGACCCACAGGCCCUUUAUUUCAACGACCCCAUUUGGUCCAACAUGUGGUACAUGCAUUGUGGAGACAAGAGCAGUCGGUGCCGAUCGGAAAUGAACAUCCAGGCAGCAUGGAAGAGGGGCUACACAGGGAAAAACGUGGUGGUCACCAUCCUGGAUGACGGCAUAGAGAGGAAUCACCCCGACCUGGCCCCAAAUUAUGACCCCUAUGCCAGCUAUGAUGUCAAUGGGAAUGAUUACGACCCGUCCCCGCGAUACGACGCCAGCAAUGAGAACAAACAUGGCACUCGCUGUGCAGGAGAAGUGGCCGCUUCAGCCAACAACUCCUACUGCAUCGUGGGCAUAGCGUACAACGCAAAAAUCGGAGGCAUCCGCAUGCUGGACGGCGACGUCACAGAUGUGGUGGAGGCAAAGUCGCUGGGCAUCAGACCCAACUACAUCGACAUUUACAGUGCCAGCUGGGGGCCGGACGACGACGGCAAGACAGUGGACGGGCCUGGCCGACUGGCUAAGCAGGCCUUCGAGUAUGGCAUCAAAAAGGGCCGGCAGGGCCUGGGCUCCAUUUUUGUCUGGGCGUCUGGGAACGGCGGGAGGGACGGGGACCACUGCUCCUGUGACGGCUACACCAACAGCAUCUACACCAUCUCCGUGAGCAGCACCACCGAGAAUGGCUACAAGCCCUGGUACCUGGAAGAGUGCGCCUCCACCCUGGCCACAACCUACAGCAGCGGGGCCUUUUAUGAGCGGAAAAUUGUCACCACGGAUCUGCGGCAGCGCUGUACCGAUGGCCACACUGGCACCUCAGUCUCGGCCCCCAUGGUGGCCGGCGUCAUUGCCUUGGCGCUAGAAGCAAACAGCCAGCUAACCUGGAGGGACGUGCAGCACCUGCUAGUGAAGACAUCCCGGCCGGCUCACCUGAAAGCGAGCGACUGGAAGAUCAACGGUGCUGGUUAUAAAGUUAGCCAUUUCUAUGGAUUUGGCUUGGUGGAUGCGGAAGCCCUGGUGGUGGAGGCGAAGAAGUGGACAGCAGUGCCGUCCCAGCACACGUGCAUGGCCGUGGUCGACAAGAGGCCCAGGAGCAUCCCUAUAGUGCAGGUGCUGCGGAUCACGGCCCUGACCAACUCUUGCGCGGACCACUCAGACCAGCGGGUUGUCUACCUGGAACACGUGGUGGCACGCAUCUCCAUCUCUCACCCGCGCCGAGGAGACCUCCAGAUCUACCUAAUUUCUCCCUCGGGGACCAAGUCUCAACUUUUGGCAAAGAGAUUGCUGGAUCUUUCCAAUGAAGGGUUUACAAACUGGGAAUUCAUGACCGUCCACUGUUGGGGAGAAAAGGCUGAGGGGGAAUGGACCUUGGAAGUCCAAGACAUGCCAUCGCAGGUCCGCAACCCGGAGAAACAAGGGAAGCUGAAGGAAUGGAGCCUUGUUCUAUACGGCACGGCAGAGCACCCAUACCACACCUUCAGCUCCCAUCAGUCUCGCUCACGGAUGCUGGAGCUCUCAGCCCCAGAGUCAGAGCCACCCAAGUCUGCCCUGUCACCGUCCCAGCCCGAUGCUCCUGAGGAGGAAGACGAUUACACAGCUCCUUCCACCCAAGGCUCUACUAAUAUUUUACAGACCAGUGUGUGCCAUCCGGAGUGUGGUGACAAAGGCUGUGAUGGCCCCAAUGCGAACCAAUGCUUGAACUGCGUCCACUUCAGCCUGGGGAACGUCAAGACCAGCAGGAAGUGUGUGAGCAUGUGCCCCUUGGGCUACUUUGGGGACACAGCAGCAAGACGCUGUCGCCGGUGCCAUAGGGGCUGUGAGACCUGCUCAGGCAGGAGCCCCAUGCAGUGCCUGUCCUGCCGCCGCGGGUUCUAUCACCACCAGGAGAUGAACACCUGUGUGACCCUCUGUCCUGCCGGAUUUUACGCUGAUGAGAGUCAGAAAAAUUGCCUUAAAUGCCACCCGAGCUGUAAAAAGUGCCUGGAUGAACCCGAGAAAUGUACAGUCUGUAAAGAAGGAUUCAGCCUUGCAAGGGGCAGCUGCAUUCCUGACUGUGAACCAGGCACCUACUUCGACCCAGAGCUGAUCCAGUGUGGGGAAUGCCAUCACACCUGCCAGACCUGCAUGGGGCCUAGCAGAGAAGAAUGUAUUCACUGUGCCAAAAACUUCCACUUCCAAGACUGGAAAUGUGUGCCGGCCUGUGGUGAGGGGUUCUUCCCAGAGGAGAUGCCCGGCUUGCCCCACAAAGUGUGUCGAAGGUGCGACGAGAGCUGCUUGAGCUGCGAAGUUUCCAGCAGGAACUGCAGCAGGUGUAAGGCAGGCUUCACGCAGCUGGGGACCUCCUGUAUCACCAACCACACGUGCAGCGACGCUGAUGAGACGUUCUGUGAGAUGGUGAAGUCCAACCGGCUCUGCGAGCGAAAGCUCUUCAUCCAGUUCUGCUGCCGCACGUGCCUCCUGGCCGGCUAGGGCGCCCAGCUGCCCGCGGAGGGCAGGACCCCUCCUGUCCACCCGCCAGUCCGUCCACCUGCCCCAGACUGUUGGCCAGAGCCUGUAGCGGGGCGGUGCCUGCGUCUGACAGCCCUAUCUCCCCAGGAGCGAGGUCUUCCCACAGCAUCUCUGGGCACCCAAACCAGGUGAUAUCCUCAAGGAGGUGUCCCUAAAACAGUGAUAUCCUCCCAAAUUCUGCUUGCUGCCUACAGUCUUCUGGCAAACUCAAGACAGGAACAAAAUGACUUCUGGAAACCCACAGCUCCAGCUUCGGAGCAGCUUCUGGGACUACAGGUUUACUGAAUCUUCAAGACCAAAGCAGAAAGGAAAGCCACUCAGCAUGACACGUCACUCUUCUCCCCGAGCUUUUGUGCAGCUCUGUGCUAAAUCUCAGUGGGCCCGGCCAGCACAACCCCGGGCCAUCCUCACACAUGACGAGGGCACGAGCAGCCUGCCUGUUCAUCGCCUGCCACCAAGCAGUCUGGGGGACAGUUUGGUCAGACUGUAAAUAAAAUAGGUUUGGGGCAUAAAAUGUAUGACCACUGGGGAUGGAGUAUCUCUCUCUACAUAGUCAGCUGCUCUGAAGCUGUGGCAGUGGCUUAGAAAGUCAAAUUCCAAACCCGAUUAGAAGAUUCUUCCUUCCUAGGCAGUGCUCGCCCUUGAGGGAGCCAAGCUCUCGUUACUGUGUUCUGUCUGUGUCUCUAGGAGUCUUGUGGGCCAAACAGCCCCCUCUAUCUGACACAGAGCCUUCUGAGGAGGGGCCAGAGGAGGCAACCCAGGGCCAGGCAAAAGGUGCCCCACAACCAAGCAAUUCCUUCUAAAAAAAAUGUAAACUCAGCCCUUGAAUUGUUAAUGGGAUAUCCUUCAGUUCCCAUUGUGUGGAAUUGCUUUUAAAAUUCAUUUGGCCUCUGAUCUUUGGAAGACUUGUUCUUAAGGUGGAGACUCCUGUGUCUGUGUAUAUUAUGAGCCUACAGGACACAGCUGGAUUUAUUUCUGCCAAACCUGUGUAGGCAUUUUAUAAGCUACAUGUUCUAAUUUUUACCAAUGUUAAUUAUUUUGACAAAUAUUUCAUAUAUUUUCAUUGAAAUGCACAGAUCUGCUUGAUCAAUUCCCUUUAAUAUGGGAGUGAUAUUUGCCUUAAAUUUUUUCAACCUCGUCUUUCCCCAUGUUGUCCUGCUCCUCUCUUUGACUAUAACAUAGCACUGGCCUGGUCACCUGUGAGCUGGACAGAACCCAGCUGUUGUUUAUUGAAUCCACAACUCCAAAAAGAAAUCAACAAAGCAAAUACAAUUAAAUAAAUUAAUAAAAGAGUUAACAUCUCAUGGCAAAGGAGGUUGUAUUUCUUUCCAAGGCACACAAAAAAAUUAAACCUGGGUGCUGACUGA